Striga hermonthica is the source of this 857-nucleotide messenger RNA. The record is from the annotation of a GenBank genome assembly. Lineage: Eukaryota; Viridiplantae; Streptophyta; Magnoliopsida; Lamiales; Orobanchaceae.
AUGCUGACUUGCAUAUCACGUUCGAGGCAAGGGUCAUGCGAGGAGUCGCCGCCCGCUGAUCCCUCCAAACAAGCCCUUAAAACGCUCUCGUCUCAAAUCAAGGACAUGGCGCUAAAAGCUUCGGGUGCGUACCGCCACUGCGCGCCGUUCGCGGACCCGGCGGCCGCCAAGGACGCGGCGGCGGCGGCGGCAGAACAGGAGGCGGCUGCGGCGGAUAAGUUCCGGCGGCUGUACAGGCGGACGGGGAGCUCGACGGCGGCGGGGAGGAGAGAGCUGGAGGCGAGGCUGAAGGGGAUCUCGAGUGGGGAGGGGACGCCGGCGUCCGCGAGCGGGCGGCGGCUGGAGGCGGUGGUGUUCGUGGAGGAGAGCGAGCCCAAGGAGUGGGUGGCUCAGGUCGAGCCCGGCGUCUUAAUUACAUUCCUGUCCCUGCCACGUGGCGGUAAUGAUCUCAAGCGCAUUCGCUUCAGCCGAGAGAUGUUCAACAAAUGGCAGGCCCAGCGUUGGUGGGCAGACAAUUCCGAGAAGGUGAUGGAACUCUACAAUGUCCAGAGGCUGAACCCAAACGCUUUCCCGCCGAGAUCCGAAGACGGUUCCGAAUGCAGCCCGGUGACUCCCCCACUGGCCCGGGAGCAUCCAAUCGGGUAUUCCUCCUCCGACAUUUCGGAUAUACAGUCCACGCACUCAGGGACAGGGACGUCAGAGGCCAGCUCGUCCAGGGAUUUGGAGACUAAUCAGUGGGUCGAGGAAGACCAACCCGGCGUCUAUAUUACCAUUACCUCUCUGUCCGAUGGCUCAAGGGAAAUCAAGCGUGUUAGGUUCAGCCGGGAGAAGUUCGGAGAGUUACAUGCUCGACUGUG